Molecule: messenger RNA, 1482 nt
Organism: Closterium sp. Naga37s-1
Lineage: Eukaryota; Viridiplantae; Streptophyta; Zygnematophyceae; Desmidiales; Closteriaceae
Source: the annotation of a GenBank genome assembly
AUGAGAACAAUUCUGGGGAUGCGAGUGUCCACUACCACCGCUACGCUGGCGGCUACGACCACUUUGUGCUCUACCACACCGUCGGGCUGCCCCCGUCCCUUCCUCUUGCCCGUACACCCUCAAUCCCUCCCUGCUUCCCUCCCUGCUUCCCUCCCUGCUUCCCUCCCUGCUUCCCUCCCUGCUUCCCUCCCUGCUUCCCUCCCUGCUUCCCUCCCUGCUUCCCUCCUUGCUUCCCUCCCUGCUUCCCUCCCUGCUUCCCUCCCUGCUUCCCUCCCUGCUUCCCUCCCUGCUUCCCUCCCUGCUUCCCUCCCUGCUUCCCUCCCUGCUUCCCUCCCUGCUUCCCUCCCUGCUUCCCUCCCUGCUUCCCUCCCUGCUUCCCUCCCUGCUUCCCUCCCUGCUUCCCUCCCUGCUUCCCUCCCUGCUUCCCUCCCUGCUUCCCUCCCUGCUUCCCUCCCUGCUUCCCUCCCUGCUUCCCUCCCUGCUUCCCUCCCUGCUUCCCUCCCUGCUUCCCUCCCUGCUUCCCUCCCUGCUUCCCUCCCUGCUUCCCUCCCUGCUUCCCUCCCUGCUUCCCUCCCUGCUUCCCUCCCUGCUUCCCUCCCUGCUUCCCUCCCUGCUUCCCUCCCUGCUUCCCUCCCUGCUUCCCUCCCUGCUUCCCUCCCUGCUUCCCUCCCUGCUUCCCUCCCUGCUUCCCUCCCUGCUUCCCUCCCUGCUUCCCUCCCUGCUUCCCUCCCUGCUUCCCUCCCUGCUUCCCUCCCUGCUUCCCUCCCUGCUUCCCUCCCUGCUUCCCUCCCUGCUUCCCUCCCUGCUUCCCUCCCUGCUUCCCUCCCUGCUUCCCUCCCUGCUUCCCUCCCUGCUUCCCUCCCUGCUUCCCUCCCUGCUUCCCUCCCUGCUUCCCUCCCUGCUUCCCUCCCUGCUUCCCUCCCUGCUUCCCUCCCUGCUUCCCUCCCUGCUUCCCUCCCUGCUUCCCUCCCUGCUUCCCUCCCUGCUUCCCUCCCUGCUUCCCUCCCUGCUUCCCUCCCUGCUUCCCUCCCUGCUUCCCUCCCUGCUUCCCUCCCUGCUUCCCUCCCUGCUUCCCUCCCUGCUUCCCUCCCUGCUUCCCUCCCUGCUUCCCUCCCUGCUUCCCUCCCUGCUUCCCUCCCUGCUUCCCUCCCUGCUUCCCUCCCUGCUUCCCUCCCUGCUUCCCUCCCUGCUUCCCUCCCUGCUUCCCUCCCUGCUUCCCUCCCUGCUUCCCUCCCUGCUUCCCUCCCUGCUUCCCUCCCUGCUUCCCUCCCUGCUUCCCUCCCUGCUUCCCUCCCUGCUUCCCUCCCUGCUUCCCUCCCUGCUUCCCUCCCUGCUUCCUUCCCUGCUUCCCCUCCCUCCUGCCCUACCCUCCCCCCAAACCAGAGCCUCAAGGCAGCAGAGAGCCCUCUCCCCUGGCGCAUUGCUUUUUGCAGCUCCACAUUAUACGCACAAGUGGAGGAGCGCAGCGUGCAGCAGUGUUAG